AUGGAAAUAGUAUCACAUUCUCUUGUCUCAGAAUUCUUCCUCAUGGGACUCUCAGAUAAUCCAGGACUGCAGCCCCUCCUCUUUGGGCUCUUCCUGUCCAUGUACCUGGUCAGUGUGCUUGGAAACCUGCUCAUCAUCCUGGUUGUCAGUUCUGACGCUCACCUCCACACCCCCAUGUACUUCUUCCUCUCCAACCUGUCCUUGGCUGACAUCGGAUUCAUCUCCACCACUGUCCCUAAGAUGAUUGUGGACAUCCAAACUCAGAGCAGAGUCAUCUCCUAUGUGGGCUGCCUGACUCAGAUGUCUUUUUUGAUCCUUUUUGGAUGUAUGGAUGGUAUGUUUCUGACUGCAAUGGCAUAUGACCGAUUUGUGGCCAUCUGCCAUCCUCUACACUACUCAGUCAUCAUGAACCCACAUCUCUGUGGCUUCUUAGUUUUGGUGUCCUUUUGUGUUAGCCUUUUGGACUCCCAGUUGCACAAUUUAAUCGUGUUGCAACUUACCUGUUUCAAGGAUGUGGAAAUUUCUAAUUUCUUCUGUGACCCUUCGCAACUCCUCAACCUUGCCUGCUCUGACACUUUCACCAAUAACGUAGUCAUGUAUUUUGUUGGUGUCAUCUCUGGCUUUCUCCCUAUGUCAGGGAUCUUUUUCUCUUACUAUAAAAUUGUUUCUUCCAUUCUGAGAAUCCCAUCAACAAGUGGGAAGUACAAAGCCUUCUCCACCUGUGGCUCUCACCUGUCAGUUGUUUGCUUAUUUUAUGGAACGGCUAUUGGAGUAUACCUUGGAUCAGCACUGUUGCCUUCUCCCAGGAAGGAUAUGGUGGCCUCAGUUGUGUACACUGUAGUCACCCCCAUGCUGAACCCCUUCAUUUACAGCUUGAGGAACAGGGACAUCAAGAGUGCCCUAUGGAGGUCACUCAGAAGACUAGGUUAA
Molecule: messenger RNA, 930 nt
Organism: Lynx canadensis (Canada lynx)
Lineage: Eukaryota; Metazoa; Chordata; Mammalia; Carnivora; Felidae
Product: putative gustatory receptor clone PTE01
Exons: 2
Coding region: 1-930 (309 amino acids)
Biological process (GO): G protein-coupled receptor signaling pathway
Cellular component (GO): membrane
Molecular function (GO): G protein-coupled receptor activity; olfactory receptor activity
Source: RefSeq, a predicted model, not a curated record